This is a messenger RNA of Calypte anna (Anna's hummingbird), 1542 nucleotides long. Its product is annotated as heme-binding protein 1-like. NCBI's taxonomy places the organism in Eukaryota, Metazoa, Chordata, Aves, Apodiformes, Trochilidae. The record is from RefSeq and is a predicted model, not a curated record. Bases 24 to 776 code for a protein of 250 amino acids. The transcript is spliced from 5 exons.
GGGUGCGCGGUGGGGUGAAAACUAUGGCGCGCAUCAGGCUGGAGGACCUGGACGGUCUGGGCGAGGAGGAGGCAGCCGGUGGCGGGGAGGAUGAGGAAGAGGAGGAGGAUGAUGAUGAGGAGGAACGAGGCCGGUUGUUUUCCCACUGGGAGGUCGUAGCCAGCACGCACCGAGUGAGCCUGCCCCGAGACAUGGCAGGCCCGAUCGUCCAGAUGACCCGGCACAGCCAGGCUCGAGAGCCCGUGCCGUACGUUACCCUCUCGCAGCAUGAGGAGUGUGAGGAAGCAGCCUACGAGGAGCGGUGGUACCCAGCUGGGAAGUGGGCGUGUGUCACCAAGGGGGAGCCCAUGUAUGAGCAGAGCAUCUCCAUGAGCUUCAUGAAGCUCAUGCGCUACAUCUGCGAGGAAAACUCUGUAGGUUGUUACCUGGGCAUGACAGUCCCAGUUCUCAACGAAAUCCACCUGACCAAGGAGGGGACCGAGCUAGAGCGUGAGGUCGUAACUGCCUAUUAUCUCCCGGGAGAGUUUCAGCAAAACCCCCCUGUUCCCACAGACCCUGAAAUCCACAUCACUGAGAGGGCACCACUCCGGGUUAUAACCAGGGUUUUCUAUGGGACGACCACUGAGGAGACAAUUCUGCGAGAGAUCAGUCUCUUCUGUGAGCUCUUGGGCUCCACAGACACUGUGCUCCAGGAAACCUACAUCGUGGCUACUUAUGAAAAUCCCAGCAUCCCUCAGCGCCGCAAUGAGAUUUGGUUCAUCUGCCGAGCAGAGUGAGUCCCUCUGUGACCGCAAACCGUCUGGCGACUGGACCUGGUGUGAUGGCAGUUCUGACCCACCAUUCACCUACAAAAUGACAGGAGACUGCGGGGUGGGUUUGCACUCUGUCCUGCGAGGGACCAAUCGAGUGAAAACCUGACUGUUCUGCACUUCACCUGCCCCUGCAGAAGCCAGCUGAGGAUGGAGUUGGCGCCAAGGAGAGCCUCUGCAACAGGCUGCUGGUGGGAAGCACGUGGUGGGGCCUUGUGUAAGGCAAUACCUAAUUGGGCUUGUGCAAUGUACUGGCCUGACCUGGACUUCUUUUAGCUCUGAACUGGGGUUGCAGAGCUGUGCCAGGCGUGCUAGUGAGGCUUGUGGUUGGCAAAGUCACAAGCUGAUGGAUAGAAAGCAAAUGACUGUAUAUGAACUGUGGAGCUCUGUCUGGGCUCUGGCCUGCUUCCUAUGAGAAUGGCUGCCUGUCCCAAAUGGAGCCACUGAAAUGCUGCAAUGGGGAAAGCAGGGUUCAAAGGGGGAAAGGGCUCACCAAAAGUGAGAUGUAUAUCCUGUAUGUUUCCUGCUGGGGUGGCUCUCUUUGGACUGCUGGUUGCUUCCCUGACUCACUCACCAUCCCUCAGCCAGGGAUGUGCAGCCAGCCUGCACAUCAGCCAGGGCUGGGGUUCUGGCAGCCUUUGCCCAUCAGUUGUGGGUGUGAUUUUUCAGACCUGCUGCAAGCUGAGAGCAACAGGCCCUGAGAGCAGCAGCAGUAGCACCACUAUGUGCUUUG